AUGAAAAUUCAAUCUGUGUGUGUUCUCUUUCUGGUCCUUUGCCUUGUGGAGCCAUCGUCUCUCAAUCAAUCAAGGAGAAAAUAUGCCUCGAAAAGCCAAACCCUUUUUCAAACGGCUAACACCACAACGCAUUUAUCCUCGCAGAUCGAGUCAGACGGAUUGCUCCUUAUAAAUUCACGCUCGAAUGUCUCAUUAGGAUAUGCAACAAUAGACCAGCUGCAAGAUUACCUGAGCAACGGGUCUUUAUCAUCCCAAGAUCUGGUUCGUUACUAUCUUCAGCGCUUCCAGCAACUCAACCCUCAUGUGAAAGGCAUUCUGCAGCUGAAUCCAGACGCGCUAAAAAUUGCUAAGGAAAGGGAUGAAGAGCGCACCCAAGGUCUGGUUAGAGGACCAUUACAUGGCAUACCAUUCUUAGUUAAAGAUAAUUAUGCGACCAAAGACAAAAUGGAAACAACAUGUGGAUCUUGGUCAUUAUUAGGAUCAGUUGUUCCAAGGGAUGCAUUUGUUGUUGCAAAAUUGAGAGAUGCUGGAGCCGUUUUGCUUGGACAUACGACGCUUAGCGAAUGGGCCGAUAUGAGGUCUUCAUGUUACUCUGAAGGCUAUUCUGCUCGUGGUGGGCAGGCUCGUUGCCCUUUUGAUUUGAGUGUAAGCCCUGGCGGGAGCUCUUCUGGAAGCGCGGUGGCUGUUGCGGCCGACAUGGUAACCUUUAGCCUUGGAACAGAAACCGAUGGUAGCAUUAUCGACCCAGCUAUGAAAAACGGCAUUGUUGGCUUUAAGCCAACAGUAGGGCUGACUUCAAGGGCAGGGGUGGUUCCUGAAUCCGAGCAUCAAGACUCUACUGGACCGAUGGCAAGAACUGUAAGAGAUGCUGUUUACGCUUUUCAGUACAUGUGGGGUGUGGAUGAGCGAGACGUAUACACUUUGAACCAAACCGGACACGUACCCCAGGACGGAGAUUAUGUGAAAUUUUUGUCAGACAAGGAAUCGUUGAAAGGCGCCAGAUUCGGCAUACCUUGGCAAAAACUUUGGACGUUGGCUGAAGAAAAUGAAAUAUCAAGAUUAGCAGAAGUUAUCAAAAUGAUAGAAAGUGCUGGUGCCACUAUCUACAAUAAUACUAAUUUCAAGAAUCUUGACGUCGUUUCGAGCAGUGGUUGGGACUGGAAUAUGGGACCGGCCAAUGAAAGUGAGUUCACAGUAGUCAAAGUCGACUUCUUCAACAAUAUUGAAAGCUAUUUGAGUGAACUCGAAAAUAGUGAUAUGAGGUCUCUAAAAGAUAUUGUGGAGUACAAUAACCGAAACUAUGAAACUGAGGGGGGGACUGAGAACACACAUCAUGCAUUCCAGUCGGGCCAAGACUCGUUCAUGGAGUCUUUAUCGUGGGGAGGCGUUCAAAACGAAACAUACUGGCAAGCUGUGGAGUUUGUUCAAAAAACUUCUCGUGGUGAAGGUAUUGACUACGCUUUAAAUUACACUGACCCCGAAACAGGAGAAAACUUUAACUUAGAUGGACUGCUAGUUCCUAGUGGUCUCCCUAUUACACAUCAACAGGCUGCAAAGGCAGGAUAUCCAAUGAUAACCCUGCCAGUCGCUUCCAAAGAGUCCAACGGAAGACCCUUUGGUUUGGGUAUUAUACAAAGUGCUUGGGAGGAGCCAAAGCUUAUUAAGUAUGGAUCUGCCAUCGAGGAUCUAUUAAAUUAUCAGCUGAAACCAUGGUCUAACGACAACUUAGAUAAAAAUAUCUCAACAACUUAA
Messenger RNA from Lachancea thermotolerans CBS 6340, 1752 nucleotides. RefSeq names its product KLTH0B10472p. The transcript has a single exon. Lineage: Eukaryota; Fungi; Ascomycota; Saccharomycetes; Saccharomycetales; Saccharomycetaceae. Bases 1 to 1752 code for a protein of 583 amino acids. The record is from RefSeq and is a predicted model, not a curated record.